Messenger RNA from Ceratotherium simum simum (southern white rhinoceros), 1836 nucleotides. The record is from RefSeq and is a predicted model, not a curated record. Lineage: Eukaryota; Metazoa; Chordata; Mammalia; Perissodactyla; Rhinocerotidae.
CCCGGUGGGAGGGCCGCACAGAGGCAGGCACACACCAUGGGGCGCCUGGAGCUGGCUGUCUUGGGCCUCACUUGCUGCUUGGCAGUAGCGAGCGCUGCAGAGCUGGGCGUGGUGUACACGGAAGGAGGCUUCGUGGAAGGCGUCAACAAGAAGCUUGGCCUCUUUGGCGACUAUGUUGACAUCUUCAAGGGCAUCCCCUUUGCCGCCCCCACCAAGACCCUGGAGAACCCCCAGGAACACCCUGGCUGGAAAGGGACACUGAAGGCCACCGACUUCAAGAAGCGAUGCCUGCAGGCCACCAUCACGCAGGACAACACCUACGGGGAUGAGGACUGCCUGUACCUCAACAUCUGGGUCCCCCAGGGCAAGAAGGAAGUCUCCCAGGACCUGCCUGUCAUGAUCUGGAUCUACGGAGGCGCCUUCCUCAUGGGGGCCGGCCAGGGGGCCAACUUUCUCAGCAACUACCUGUACGAUGGGGAGGAGAUUGCCACGCGGGGCAAUGUCAUCGUGGUCACCUUCAACUACCGCGUUGGCCCCCUGGGCUUCCUCAGCACUGGGGACCCCAACCUGCCAGGUAACUAUGGUCUUCGGGAUCAGCACAUGGCCAUUGCGUGGGUGAAGAGGAACAUCGCAGCCUUCGGGGGAGACCCCAACAACAUCACCAUCUUUGGGGAAUCAGCCGGAGGUGCCAGCGUCUCUCUGCAGACGCUCUCUCCCUACAACAAGGGCUUCAUCCGCCGAGCCAUCAGCCAGAGCGGCGUGGCACUGAGCCCCUGGGCUGUCCAGAAGAACCCCCUCUUCUGGGCCAAGAAGAUCGCCGAGAAGGUGGGCUGCCCCGUGGACGAUACCUCCAGGAUGGCCAGGUGUCUGAAGAUCACCGACCCCCAUGCCCUGACGCUGGCCUAUAAGAUGCCCCUGACAGGCACAGAGUACCCUGCGUUGCACUACCUGGGCUUCCUCCCUGUCGUCGAUGGAGACUUCAUCCCCGAUGACCCUGUGAACCUGUACGCCAACGCUGCCGACAUUGACUACCUCGCAGGCACCAAUGACAUGGACGGCCACAUGUUCGCCGGCCUCGACCUGCCAGCCAUCAACAAGAACAAGGAGGUCAUCACAGAGGAGGACUUCUACAAGCUGGUCAGCGGGCUCACCAUGACCAAGGGGCUCAGAGGUGCCAAUGCCACCUUUGACGUGUACACCAAGCCCUGGGCCCUCGACGCAUCCCAGGAGACCAAGAAGAAGACCGUGGUGGACUUUGAGACCGACAUCCUCUUCCUGGUGCCCACAGAGAUGGCCCUGGCCCAGCACAGAGCUAAUGCUGAGAGUGCCAAGACCUACGCCUACCUGUUCUCCCUGCCGUCUCGGAUGCCCAUCUACCCUAGCUGGGUGGGGGCUGACCAUGCAGAUGACAUCCAGUACGUGUUCGGGAAGCCCUUCGCCACCCCUCUGGGUUACCAGUCCCAACACAGGACGGUCUCCAAGGCCAUGAUUGCCUAUUGGACCAACUUUGCCAGAACUGGGGACCCCAACACGGGCCACUCAGCCGUGCCCACGCACUGGGAUCCCUACACCCUGGAAAGCGGCAACUACCUGGAGAUCAACAAGGAGAUGGAUGGCAGCUCGAUGAAGGAGAACCUGAGGACUGACUACCUGCGCUACUGGUCCCUGACCUACGAGGCGCUGCCGGCGGUGGCCAGCGAGGGGACCGUCCCUGCGCCUCCGACGGGUGACUCUGAGACCACCCCCGUGACCCCCAUGGGUGACUCUGAGGCCACCCCUGCGCCCCCCAUGGGUGACUCUGAGGCGGCUCAGAUGCCCGUAGUCAUUGGUUUCUAA